UCGUGAGUGAAGCACGUUGCUGUAAGUGUUUGCCCCUCACUUCUCGGGUUUUGUUGCAAACCAGAUUCCUUGCACCCUGUCGGCCCAAAGCAGCUGUUGCCUGGCGGUCGAUUGCUUUGUUCAAGCAUGCCGGAGGAUGGUGAGGGGGAAAAGAAGGAGAAGGAUGAAGAAGAGGAAUCGGAACUUUUUGUGGGAGAUUGUGUGCGCAUUGCCGGCAGUAUGGCAGAAGUCAAAAAACACUUGGAGGUUGUGGACAUGACGUGGGAAGGAAGUUUCAUGGGAGUUCUUGGCAAGAACGGCGUUGUCAAGUCGGUUCGCUUUCAUCCGGGUGACGACAAAGCUCGACAGAUUUGCGUUGUGAACGUUCAUGACGGACCGGAAGUUUCUCUUCCAGGUGCUUCUCUGACAGUUGUUGAAGAUGAUGAAAGCGACAAGGAAAGUGUAGACAAAGGUAGUGAUGAAGAAGAAGAGGAGGAGGAGGAGGAGCGCGUGCGAGUUCCCCUUCGGGUCAAUAUGCGUGUGGAGGAUACCAAGAGAAAAAAGAAGAAGAAAGUCUGCAUCGGAGUGAUCUUGGAACUUGGUGAAAGCGAGACAAAUGUAAAGUAUGAGGACGGUCGCACCAAGCGAGUAGCAAACACGAGACUGCGGCCACUUGAGCGCGUGACACGGGACGCUACUGGUUAUUCUGGUGACAGCAGCUUCAACGAUUUUCGCUUCACCAAGAAUUGCUUGCCAACCGGGAUUGAGGUGGUUGGCGACGGUGCUGAUUUGGAAAAGAAUCGUGCUGGUCAAAGCUACCUGCACCUCAAAAAGAAUACCUACUUGAGAGUGCCUCUACGUGGACUUCGACAUGAGAAGCUUCGCCCUGGUGAGCCAAUUCCUCGAUACACAUUGUCUCUGGAGGUGCGGUUGGCGGACAGCCACCGAAGACUGGGAGACUCACCAUGGUCGCUCUUUCAAGCAAGCUUUCCAGAUCCCCAUUCUACUGAUGAACUUUGUGUGGUGGCUGAAGACAAACCCCAUAAACGCAAAUGGAAGGUUUUGACCAAAGAAAACGGCUUGGUUGUAACGGCAGAAGCAGACCCUAACUCCAAGGAGUUGUGCCGCCUUCCGGCAAAUGCUGUCGUUGUGGAGGAUGGCAUUCCACCAAAGAGACUUCCCACCGGUGAGCGCCGACUCCGAAUUCGGUACAAGGCUGAUGCUGCCAAACAAGCAGAAGGUGAUCUUAUUGAUGCCAUGGAACCCGAAGAAUAUAUUGUAGAGGUUGAAGCAGGAUACUUUGGAAGUGAUUUCGGGACAGCUGCUACGUCUGUCCGUGUCUGUUCCAAAGGGGUACUGAAGACCUUGAAUUUCAGACCUGGUGUAGAGGGUGGAGCUGCUGGAAUAGAUUCUGAGCAAGGAGCCAGCAUGGGUUGGACCCCUCGGGAUCGCACCAUGCACACAGUUCGCAUCACCAUUCGCAAGACCGGCUGGCAUACUUUUGAGAUCAUUGAUGGCAGCGACUCUGAGAAGACUUGGUCCAAAGAUUUCAAGGUUUUGGGAUGGUUUGAUGACUACAAAGGAAUUUCAGGGAUCGCAAUCACAGAUCCUGACAACGAAGAGCUGGAACUUGGCAAGGAGCGUGAAUACCACAACAGUGGAACCCACAAGCUGCGAUUGCGCAGAAUGGGAGAGGCAACAGCUGAUGUGGAUGACAAGUUCGACCCUCGCGGUUGGGUAACCAUCCGCAAGACAGAUAUGGAAUUGGUGGAGGAGGCGCACGGACAGAAAGCAGCAAAAGGGCCACAGCUCCACCCCCAAAAACCACUGAGUCCUAAAGUUGACCGACUAAAUGUUUCUUUCAUCCAGGUGCUUUCUAAGAGCCGGGCUUGCGGAGAGACCAGUGACAAGCAACAGGUAUCUUCGUUCAGAUCGAUGGCACACAGUGACCAUCACAUCCGAUUGCCAAGAUCGAACAGUGCUUGUUUUCUUGGAUGGGAUGCAAGCUACUGAAAAGG
Durusdinium trenchii is the source of this 1997-nucleotide messenger RNA. The record is from the annotation of a GenBank genome assembly. NCBI's taxonomy places the organism in Eukaryota, Dinophyceae, Suessiales, Symbiodiniaceae.